AGAUUGGAGAGUCCUGCAAAUUGUUUCACUGGAACUCAUUGCUUAGAGUUUUGGUAUCACAUGUAUGGAGCAGCAAAAUACAUGAUGCUGAGGGUGUCAGUACUAAGAGAUUAUGGUUUGGAAGAUGUCUUCACUAUAGAAGGAGAUCAUGGGGACAUGUGGUAUUUAGAGAAGAUUUUCCUGCCUGAAAGUGAUAUUAUCCAGAUUUUCAUUGAUGGUGUCAGAGGUGAAGAUUUCCGCAGUGAUGUUGCUAUAGAUGAUAUUUCUUUUUACCCAGGAUAUUGUACUGCAGCAACAACUACCACCACCACCACUGUAACUACAAAACCGACAGGUUCUACUGUGUCAUCAACUAAAACCACAUCAUCACCAGAUGUAUGCCAUAUAGAUUGUUCUUUUGAUGUGAACUUGUGUAACUGGAAACAAUCAACGAGUGAUAACAUGGACUGGAUACACUGGAAUGGCUCAACCCCUUCCGAUUUUACUGGACCAUCAUUUGACCACACAACAGGAUGUAAGUCAUUUAUUUACUUACUUUCUCUGUUUGUAAUAGUUUAUAUAACUCCCAAAACAAUGGUUCAUAACAGAAAAGGUACUUCAGCAUUAAUAUUUUAAUUUAAACAGAUGGCUACUAUUUAUACAUUAAUGGACAGGAUUCAGAAGAGGGAGACUUUGCAAGAUUGGAGAGUCCUGCAAAUUGUUUCACUGGAACUCAUUGCUUACAGUUUUGGUAUCACAUGUAUGGAGCAGCAAAAUACAUGAUGCUGAGGGUGUCAGUACUAAGAGAUUAUGGUUUGGAAGAUGUCUUCACUAUAGAAGGAGAUCAUGGGGACAUGUGGUAUUUAGAGAAGAUUUUCCUGCCUGAAAGUGAUAUUAUCCAGAUUUUCAUUGAUGGUGUCAGAGGUGAAGAUUUCCGCAGUGAUGUUGCUAUAGAUGAUAUUUCUUUUUACCCAGGAUAUUGUACUGCAACAACUACCACCACCACCACUGUAACUACAAAACCGACAGGUUCUACUGUGUCAUCAACUAAAACCACAUCAUCACCAGGUAAAUAUAUUGCUCAUUUUAAAGAGUUGAGUAUUAUUUAUAAUAAAUCUAUUUAUUUUGUUAUUAUACAUUGUAAGACCUUGAUAAUAAAUUGGAAGUCAUGCAUACUUACAUGACAGUUUGACAUAAAUAAAAGUCAUGCAAAUCUGACUUACACUUAAAAUGUAUAAUUUUA
Messenger RNA from Rana temporaria (common frog), 1222 nucleotides. RefSeq names its product MAM and LDL-receptor class A domain-containing protein 1-like. Gene Ontology annotation, biological process: nervous system development. The record is from RefSeq and is a predicted model, not a curated record. NCBI's taxonomy places the organism in Eukaryota, Metazoa, Chordata, Amphibia, Anura, Ranidae. Gene Ontology annotation, cellular component: membrane. The coding region runs from base 61 to 615 and encodes 184 amino acids. The transcript has 8 exons.